AUGGGAAAAUGUUCCUGGCAUUAAAUAUUUGUGGUAAAAGUAUAAAUCCAUUUUCUAUAUAUAUAUUUUUAUUCAUCAAAGCUUCAGGGAUGGAGUGGAGUAAACCAACGCCAGAGUUGAGAUCAGUGUCAUGCUAAUGGACAAAGGUUAAAUAGGUGUGGCCAACGGAGAACAACAAUCCUACAGGAACAUAAAGUCCUCUCUGUCUUAGCUAAAUGUUCACACCAGGAGAUUGCAAGCAGCUGAGAACAUGGAGACUUUGAAGGAUUUUGGUUUCUUUCUUUUCUCCAGUCCUACCACUGUACUUGGAGUAGGUCUCCUUUUCAUAAUCCUUUAUUUGGUGACUGUUGGUUCCUCCAGAGAAACGGGUAAAGAGCCUCCAGGACCAAAGCCUCUGCCUCUGCUUGGCAACCUGCUGCAGCUUGAUCUCCAGAGACCCUACAAAACACUGUGUGAGCUUUCCAAGAAAUAUGGGUCUGUAUUUACAGUUUAUUUUGGACCAAAAAAAGUGGUUGUCCUAGCCGGGUACAGGACAGUCAGAGAGGCUCUGGUCAGCAAUGCAGACGAGUUUGGAGAAAGAGAAAUCACACCUAUGUUUGCGGAUUUAGCAAAACAUCGUGGAAUUCUGUUUUCAAAUGGAGAAACGUGGAAAGAGAUGCGUCGUUUUGCCCUCAGCACCCUGAAAGACUUUGGGAUGGGGAAGAGAGUUGCAGAGGAGAAAAUCUUGGAGUGUGGACACCUCAUUCAAGUGUUUGAGAGUUAUAAAGGCAAACCAUUUAACACAUCCUGUCCAACAAAUAAUGCAACAUCCAACAUCAUCUCCUCCAUUGUGUUUGGAAGCAGAUUUGAAUACGAUGAUCCUCAAUUCAGAGGCUUGAUUAGUCGUAUCACUGAGAAUAUUAAGAUAGCUGGCUCGGCAGAAAUCCAGCUCUACAAUACAUUUCCUCGGCUGGUUGGAUGGAUAAAAAGCCGUCAGGUUAUGUUAAAAAAUGGUGAAACGACGAUGAGAAAAAUUAAGGAUUUAACCCAGAAACUGAAAGAGACACUCAACCCUCAGAUAUGCAGAGGACUGAUCGACUGUUUUCUGAUUCAAAAGCAGAAAGAUGAGGAUUCUUGUGUCAAAGACACUCAGUUCACUGAGGAGAACCUGUUAUAUACAGUGGCAAACCUGUUUGCUGCUGGAACCGACACCACAGCGGCAACACUGAGGUGGGGUUUGCUGCUCAUGGCAAAGUAUCCACAAAUUCAGGACCAGGUUCAGGAGGAGCUGACCAGGGUGGUUGGAAGCCGUGAGGUUCAUGUGGAAGACCGUAAACAUCUGCCGUACACUGAUGCUGUCAUCCAUGAGAUACAGCGGCUCUGUAACAUUUCUCCUAUGGCUGUCCCACACAAAACCAGUCGAGAUGUCACCUUUCAUGGAUAUUUUAUCAAAAAGGGAACUACUGUGAUUCCCCUCCUUACAUCUGUUCUGUAUGAUGAGAGUGAAUGGGAGAGCCCUCACACCUUCAACCCUUCUCAUUUCUUGGACAAGGAGGGAAGAUUUAUCAAGAGAGAUGCUUUUCUACCAUUUUCUGCAGGUCGCAGGGUGUGUCUUGGUGAGAGUCUGGCAAGGAUGGAGAUUUUCCUCUUCUUAACCUCUCUCCUUCAACGAUUUCGUUUCAUGCCUCCGCCUGGAGUUUCUGAAGAUGAUCUGGAUCUGACUCCAGCGGUGGGAUUCACCAUCCCUCCUUCUCCUCAUGAGCUCUGUGCCAUCAGUCGGCAGUGAAGAAUGAAUCACUAGAUUGUAGUUGAUCUCUCUACCAGAACCC
Molecule: messenger RNA, 1808 nt
Organism: Xiphophorus couchianus (Monterrey platyfish)
Lineage: Eukaryota; Metazoa; Chordata; Actinopteri; Cyprinodontiformes; Poeciliidae
Product: cytochrome P450 2K4-like
Exons: 9
Coding region: 251-1765 (504 amino acids)
Biological process (GO): xenobiotic metabolic process
Cellular component (GO): cytoplasm; intracellular membrane-bounded organelle
Molecular function (GO): heme binding; oxidoreductase activity, acting on paired donors, with incorporation or reduction of molecular oxygen, reduced flavin or flavoprotein as one donor, and incorporation of one atom of oxygen; iron ion binding
Source: RefSeq, a predicted model, not a curated record